AAAUCAUAAUAUAUAUUAGAUUUCAUUAUGUUAUAAGCUACUGUUUCCUUUAGUGAUCCCAACAUGUUAAAAUUUCUCUUCUUUUAUUUAUUCAUUGUAUAUCAUGCACCUGUGUAUGAAGCAGCUAGAUACAGAGGAUAUAAAGUUUUUAAAAUAACUCCUGAAUCAAAAGAUCACAUAGAAUUUCUUCAAAAAAUACGGAAACAUUAUUCGGUUAAUCUGUGGAAAGAACCGCAUAAUAUUGGUAUUCCUAUUUUAACGCAUAUCCAACCAGAACUCCUCUCACCUCUGAAAAACGCUUUUAAAGAACAUGAAAUUAAAUACAGCGUAGUUCAUGAAGAUUUACAAAGUCUUAUUGAUUAUGAGAGAAUGACAAACACUCCUUUAACAAUUAGCCAGUCUGAAGCCUUUGAUUUUGGAAUAUAUAACCAAUAUGAAGAGAUCAAAUUUUUAAUGGCUGAGUUGUCAACCAAAUAUCCAAAACUGGUAAAAAUUGAAAGAAUUGGGAAAACAUACGAGAAUCGCCCUAUUCAUUCUUUAAAAAUUAGUUCAGGUGAUUCCUCCAACAAAAGUGCUAUCAUAAUUGAAUGUGGUAUCCAUGCAAAUGAAUGGUCUCCUGUAGCAGUUUGUGCUUAUCUAGCAGACCAGCUAAUAGAAAACUAUGGCAGACAAUCUGAAAUAACAAGCUUAUUGGAUAAAUAUGAAUUCAACAUUAUUUUGGUUGCAAACCCGGAUGGAUAUGUAUAUACUUGGACGAAAGAUAGAAUGUGGCGAAAAUCUCGGUCUCGUAGCGUUAAUGACUUUACAGGAUAUUGCAGAGGAGCUGAUGUGAAUCGAAACUUCGACAUCGAGCAUUGCGGUGUCGGUUCUAGCAAUGACCCAUGCCAGAACAGUUAUUGCGGUGAUGAAGCUUUUUCAGAAGGGGAAAGUCGAGCUCUCAGGGAUCUUAUGAAAUCAAGAGAAGGUCGUACUCUUGCAUAUUUUGCUAUCCACUCAUUUUCUCAGUUCUGGAUGACACCUUAUGGAAUAACUGAAGAUUUGCCCCCCAACUAUAGUGAAUUGGAACGUGUAGCAAACAUAGGAAUGGAUGCGCUGCAUAAAGAAUAUAACACUGAUUACAUGUUUGGGACAAUUUUUCGCACUAUCUAUCCAGCAUCUGGUUCUUCUAUUGAUUAUGCAUACAUAAAACAAGGUAUCAAAUAUGCAUACGCCCUAGAACUCAGAGAUACAGGCCUCCAUGGUCAUUUUCUUCCAAAAGAACAAAUAUUACCAAUGUGCAUCGAAACGUUUAAAGGACUAGUAGCAGCUAUAAAAGCAAUGUAAACAUUUAAUCUAAAAAACUGAAUGAAAAAAUUAUUUUACUGUCUAUCUUAAGAUGCAUCAAUAAAACUUCGUUCUGCAAAUUUUAAAUAAAGUUCAAUAUGUAUUUUUUAA
Messenger RNA from Parasteatoda tepidariorum (common house spider), 1434 nucleotides. RefSeq names its product carboxypeptidase B. Gene Ontology annotation, molecular function: metallocarboxypeptidase activity; zinc ion binding. The record is from RefSeq and is a predicted model, not a curated record. NCBI's taxonomy places the organism in Eukaryota, Metazoa, Arthropoda, Arachnida, Araneae, Theridiidae. Gene Ontology annotation, biological process: proteolysis.